Pleurotus ostreatus (oyster mushroom) is the source of this 5352-nucleotide messenger RNA. RefSeq lists its product as uncharacterized. The record is from RefSeq and is a predicted model, not a curated record. Gene Ontology annotation, biological process: Golgi to endosome transport. The transcript is spliced from 27 exons. Gene Ontology annotation, cellular component: trans-Golgi network; endosome. NCBI's taxonomy places the organism in Eukaryota, Fungi, Basidiomycota, Agaricomycetes, Agaricales, Pleurotaceae. The coding region runs from base 1 to 5352 and encodes 1783 amino acids.
AUGUCGUCGAGCAAUGCCGUAGACGUCGAAGUCCUAGGCGCGGAAACCGCUAACUCAGGCUCAGCAUGGGCCUCUACCAGAAAGAAUGAACGUGUUGUUGCGCAGCAAACGUACGCUCAUGAUCCAAAAUACAAGAAAUACGUGCAGCAGGUCGAGAAAUGCCUCAACUCCUUCGAUAAUGUACACGAAUGGGCAGAUUGCAUCGCGUUUCUGAAGCAGCUACUCAAAACGUUUCAAUCGUACAUGCAAUUCAAGGAGAUCCCCAAGAAGCUGAUUGUCGCGAAACGGCUGUCGCAGUGUCUGAACCCGGCCUUGCCUACGGGUGUACAUCAGCGCGCGUUGGAUGUUUACGCACAUAUUCUCGCGGUGUUAGGGUCGGAAGGUUUGAAGCGCGACCUAGCACUCUGGUCAUCUGGCCUCUUCCCCUUCUUUGAAUAUGCGGCUACUUCUGUUAAGCCUACCCUACUGAAUCUAUAUGACACUCAUUACAUGCCUUUACAAGGCGGACUGAGGCCAAUCAUGAAAUCCCUCAUUUUGGCUCUACUCCCAGGUCUUGAAGAGGAGACCGGAGAAUUCUUCGAAAAGGUUUUGGGUCUCCUAGAUAAACUCUCUGGGACAGUCUCACAUUCCUUCUUCUUCCAAAACAUCUGGCUCAUCAUGUUGACGACUCCAUCCGCGAGAGGGACAUCCCUAAAUUUCCUCGGACGCCGCCUACCACGACUGAACGCAGACGAAGACAUUACCGCUAUCGUCGGCCGUGACAUCGGAUUGAUGAUUCGCGCGUUCGCAGCCGCGCUGGAAGAUGAUAAUCUACUUGUGCGGCGCGGCGCAUUGGAUUUAUUGCUGCAGUCUAUGCGUGUGGACAGUGUCGCCGUGCAGCGUGCGCGCGCCGAAGACCGGACUAUAUUGAUGCGAGCUGCUACUGGAGUUGUCUUGCGAAGAGACUUGUCACUGAAUCGACGUCUAUAUACUUGGUUACUGGGGCCGGACGAUAAAAGCGACCAUCAAAUAGAGUAUCUCAAAAAGCACGCUCUGGAGCUCCUCAAGGAUACAUUGAAGGUUCAGAUGUUUGCACCAUCGGCGGAUUACCUGGAGUCGCGGCCAUUUAAGAUUUUCAUCUCGCUGCUGGACAAAUGGGAAGUUGGCGCAGCCCUCACGGAGGUCCUUGUCUACGAUGCAUUCCGUGCGGUGAAGUCGCUAAUACAGGCAGGCGGGGACGCCGGUGAAGACAUGACGAUGACCGCCAGCACGCUGUACGAAGCCGUCGAACCACAGAUUAUAUGGAAGCAUCUUCUGACCCAUGUAUUCGGGGAAUUAACCGGAGAUGGCGCCCAAACGGAGGCCGUUCGGAUGGUUUCGUUUAUCGUUGAGAUAUUUUCGCAAGACGAUGAGAUUCAAAACAUCCACCUUCCGAUCGUCUUCGGUGCGAUUAUGGACGUGCUACUGAUUGAGCUGGAGGCAAACCCGUCAAAAGCGUGUACACCCGCAACUAGCGAGGCUUUGAAGCUCCAGGAGAAGAUCUUGCGACAAAUCCCCCACGUCGCGCUCAUGAAGCGCCCAGAGCUGACGGCUUCUCUACAAGCCGAGACAUUGGUCCAACGGCCAUACCUCUUCGCCUGCUCCUUCUACUCCAUUGCGCCGAAGAGGGAGUGCGAAAAUCCUACCAGAUCCUUCGACAACCCAUUCAUCACCGCUUUUGAGAACCUCACUAUGCUAACAGAGAUUUGCGCACACGACCUACUCAAGGAUGAGAACAGGCUCCAGCAGAUUCGUGAAUGUUUUGCGCAAUUAUUGCUGCUUGUGGACCGAUUGGUGGGGAGGCUGAGUACCACUGUCACAGUAGCUUGGGUGCCGUCGAGGUGGCUAGCCAUUAUUUUGGAGACUCUUGAACAAGAGCCUUCGAGCUUUACUGUGGUCGACAGAGUCGUCUCGUUGGCGGUUGCUCUGCACCAGAUGAAGGGUCUGGAGCCCCGACUAUCUCUUGACCAUCGGGCAACAAUGUCCAAAAUGGUUACCAAACUCCUACGAUAUUUGGGUCCUACAUACACCGCAUACCAUGCCCGAGCAGUAAGCCUGCUCUGGGCCCUUGAAGCUUCAACGACCCGGUCACAUGUCGAAGCGAUCGUCGCGCAGGCGAUGGCAACUACGAAUCCGAGCGACUUGCAGGGUGCAUACGAUGCUUUCGGUGUACUCUGGCGCCUCACAGAGGACCAUCUUCUUCCUGGCUUCAAGUUCAAAGUACCGAUGAUGAUCGUCCUUGACGGCCUAAGAAACGAUGAUCCUAAUGUUCGUCGCAUUGGCGAAACGUGGAUGCGCUGCAGUCUGAAGUCAUAUCAACGGGUCCUAGACUCUCUUCUCUAUGACUUGACGAAUCCGCUAAUACGCCGGGUGCAAACAUCCCACAAGCUUAAAGGCAGGGAGUUGCAAGGUUUCUACUACGAGAAAACGUUCGACCAAAGAUACGUUUCGCAUCUCCUGGAGACGCUACUCUCAGUUGUUCGUUUUGGUGGCCAAGGCUUUGUACGCACUGCCCGUGUCACGCAGAUCAAACGUUCCCUCCAUCCUAGUCUAGCAAAAAGAACAGAAUCAGGGCUAUCUGUCAGUUCUGAGACGCCGUACCUUGACGCUCUGAUGGAACUUCUGCUUCGAUUUAUCCAAUCGGAGCCUAAGGAGGUUCUUGCUGUCGAGAUGUCACCAUUCAAUUCAGUGAUCCAAUCCACCUGCAUCGAUAUACUGCAAACCAUAAUCCCGCGUGGCGAACUUGAUAUGCAGAUCAUCGAGUCGCUUGAAGCCGCCAUUGUUGCUAAGCUGUACUUUCUUGUUCACACGGGCAGGCUGGACAUCCAGAACAAACUUCUGCACCUCUUACACUCCGUUCUUUCAAUUUCAGUUGCUCACAGCAGUGGGAAGCCUCGCAUAGAGGACGAGUCUGGGACACCUGAUCCGGCCCAACCACCCCCAGCCAAGGCGUUCGCUGCCAACGCGCUGCUCGCGCAAACCAUGAUGGAUGGGAUCACUACUGCGACUAAUCGACACGUCCUCCAACAUUGGCUUGAUUUUAUCCUCAUGGCUAUUCCGCAAUUUCAGCCUGCGUUACAAGCGGUCGUGGCUCCCCUCAACGAGUGCAUAUGUAAGCAAUUGCUUGUGUGCUUAGCGGAUGUGCAGAGCGCGGCGUCUGCUGGUGGGACCACUGUAGACGCCUUGUCGAAUUCAAGUGACGCCGAGUUCGUGAUGCUGCUCAAUGGUAUGGAGCGCCUCGUUCUUCUGAGUCUAGCAUAUACCUCCGAGCCUAGCUCCUCCGAGGAUGAUGACAGCGUGAACGAGAAACCGGUGACAGAAGGGACAGGUUUGCUAGGAUAUGUCUCUGGCGUAUUUGGCUCGGACAACAGUCCCACAGCUCCUGAGGAGCAACUGACGGCUCGUUCGCCUGGGUACCGAUCACUCCAUGAAGCCGUGCGUGUCCUGUAUGCUAUGUGGGAGGCAAUGGCGUGGACCCAGCCGACGACACGAUCUUCCAAAGAUGACUCGUUAUCAUUGAUAUUCAACCGCAGUAGACUUCGAUGCCGGCGCGUACUUGAACACUUCUUCCGUGCUCAGUCUGCUGAGGUCUUUGAAUCGAUCAUUGAAUGCUGGAGCAAGCAAUCUACAGCUGCAGCAUUUGAGUUGAUAGAUGCCCUGCUGCCCAGUGCGCAAACGGCUGUGCACAUGGUAUGCGAAAGCAUUUCAAUGCGGAUAUCAGGCGUUACAGAACGGAGUAAAAAGCAGGCGAUUAAUCCUAAUUUAUCGGAUACUAUCCUCUUCCAAUUCUUGGAGCAAUAUAUGCAGCGAUUGGAAGGACCUAUUGCAGUUCAAGUGUGGCCCCGGUUCCUCCAGCUUGCAAAGGAGGUCCUUGGAAGUGCUCGUGACUUCCGCGCUCAAACAUAUCCUACGCUGAGGAGUCUUGUUGUGCUAGCGGAUAAAGUCACGCAAACUGCGGCUAUGGAAGAUAAACGGAUACGAAAGGAUCUUCAGGAUACGUUCAGCAAGUUACUCGACGCGUGUGUAGUGUGGGUUGGUCGCUCUUUCGACCAGGGAUCUUGGAUUCGCCGUACAACUCGAGACGCGUUGGGAACAAACGGCAGAGACUCGCCUGCGCCCCGUGAUGCGAAGACGGAUGAGAAGCUCGAUGCGAGUAUAGCCUCGUUACCUGAGACGCCUCGAUUGACAAUCACGGCGACCGCCGAAGCAGUCAUCCAAAUCACUGAAUACAUUGCAAACGCUGCCUUGCCACACGCUCGAAGACUAUUGGUUGAUAACGACAAGAUAUUAGUUGCUUGCAACAACAUUGCCUACUACAUAAUCAGUCCGGCUAUGAAGGGCAAAAUAAGACCGAUGGACGUAGAUCAGAACAUCGUCAAAAUAGUCUUCGAGAUGUCGAGACUACCCGCGGCCCUCAAAGCCUGGCGACCACCGGUAUCGGAGCUGCUUAAUGAUAAUCGUUUAUUUAAUUGCCAUUCGGACAUCGCUAGCAAAUGGGUGCCAAUCGUGAAAGCUCUCUUCGAUGCGGAUAAAUCAGCGUUAUCGGAACUUCUUGCGAAGGUUGCAACUUCCCCAUCGGCAAAUAUCUUCACCAAUCGGGAAUACGAGAUGUUAGUUCGGUCGCUUAACCUGCGGCGGCUGUCCUUCGUCCUCUACGCUGGGGAUAAGAAUCACUUCCUGACGUCGUUGCCAACCAUCAUCGAGAAACUUGCGGAUAUUCUUCGCAACGUGACAGCCCCGAAUGUCCAAAGCGAAGUCUUCUUAUGCGUUCGCGUCUUACUUUGCCGCCUUUCUGCCCACAACUUGACCAGCUUCUGGCCAGUGGUAUUGACGGAACUGUAUCGCAUAUUCGAGCAGGUCAUGACAUCACUACCUUCGGAUGGCUCGGAGGAGCUUCAGCUCAUCCUCGCAGCAUGCAAGUGCUUGGAUCUCCUGAUAGCUCUUCAGACCGAAGAAUUCCAGAUACAACAAUGGAUAUUCAUCACCGACACGGUAGAUGCGAUAUACCGACCAGAUGAUUACUUCCCAGAAGCCAUGAUGGAUCAGCUGGCUGAUUUAGCAGGCAGCUUGCCUCUUGCGGAUUCUCGAGAGGCCACGAACCGAAAUGGAUCAGCCGAUCCUGAUCUACAACCUCCCACAGCGACGGGGCAAAAGCCAUUGCGACGACCCCUCCUGAACUCACUGCGCCAAAUCGACAGUAUCCGGGAUCUGAUCCCCUUCUUUUCUAGUGUUAGCAUAGCGUCGUAUGAGAGUGUCUAUAACAGUGGUGGAAAUGUGGAUUGGGAAGCAGUCGAGCGAGGGCUGCUGGAUGAUAUGUUUGAUGGUCGGACAUAG